GGCAACAUGGCUGCACCCAAGAUCAUCGUCCUGGGUAGCCUGAAUGGCCAGCUCGAGCCCGCAUUCAAAAAGCUGGCCACCCUCCACGCCAAGAACCAGUUCUCUCUCGCCAUCCUCGCAGGCGACGUCUUCACCACCGAUACCGACGACGAGACGAUAUCCGCCCUGCUAGGGGGAUCCAUCGAGGUUCCCCUUCCCACUUACUUCACCGUCGGCAUUCAUCCCCUGCCGCCCCGGAUCGCAGCCAAGAUCGAAGCAGACGAAGAGAUAUGUCCCAACCUCCACUACCUCGGGAAGCGCAGCGUGACAAAGACCUCCGAAGGCGUCCGAAUCGUAACUCUCGGCGGCGUGCUCGAUCCGAACCUUGUGGCCGGCCAAUCACAAGAACAGCACUUGCCCUUUCACACGGCAGGCGAUGCAAAGGCCUUGCGAGGCGCCAACAGCACCGACAUCCUGUUGACCGCCAUGUGGCCGGCCAAGGUCUGGACUGGCUCCAAGGUGGUCCUCGAGCCUUCUCAUCAGGCUCUUGUGAGCAGCUCCGAGGAGAUUGCAGAUCUAUGCGCCGCCUUGAAGCCUCGGUAUCACAUCUCAGCCUCCCCAGACGCCUUCUUCUAUGAAAGGGAGCCAUUCGUCCAGCAGUCCGAUAAAGACCCCAGCAUCAUCUCCGCCACACGAUUCAUCUCCAUGGCCCCCUAUGGCAACGACAAAAAGGCAAAGGCAAUGUACGCCUUCACACUCAACCCCGCAGACACGACCAUCCCCCCCGGCGCCACCGCCUCACCCUUUGCAUCCAAAACCACCAACAACAAGCGCGGAAGACAAGACGAGGGAGGCUACAGCCGCUUCGGAAACCACCACGACGGCCACCACGGACGCCACAAGCGCCGCCGCGCCUCGCCGCCCCCGGGCCCCGACCGCUGCUACUUCUGCCUCUCGAACCCCAACAUCUCCGCGCACAUGUGCUGCAGCAUCGGCGACGAGGCGUACGUCACGACCGCAAAGGGGCCCCUGCCGACGCCCACGACGUUUGCGGACCAGGGGCUCAACUUCCCCGGCCACUUCAUCAUCAUCCCGCUGCCGCACGCCCCGACGAUAGCCAGCAUGGGCAGCACCGCGGACCCCGCCAGCGAGGCGGUCAAGGCGUACAACGAGAUGUCACGCUUCAAGGAGUCCCUGCAGGCCAUGAUCGCCGCCAAGAGCUCGCACAAGCUCGGCGCCGUCACCUGGGAAAUCAGCCGCGACCGCAACGUCCACCUCAUCUGGCAGCUCGUCGCCGUCCCCGCCGACCUGAUCCAAAAGGGCCUCGCGGAGGCAGCCUUCCGCGUAGAGGCGGAGAAUCUCCAGUACCCGGCCUUCAGCGCCGCGGACAUGCCGCUGCAGGACCUGGCGACCGCGGGCGACUUCUUCCGCGUCUGGCUGUGGGCGGACAACGGCGAGGACAAGAUUAAGGGAAAGUCCCUCGUUAUGCCGCUCGCGCGAGACGCGCGCUUCGACCUGCAGUUUGGCAGGAGGGUGCUGGCGAAGCUCCUGGGGCUCGAGAGCAGGGUUAGCUGGCAGGACUGCGCGCAGUCUGUGGAGGAGGAGACGAGGGACGUGGAGGCCUUCCGGGAGGCCUUUAAGGAAUGGGAUUUUACUCUGUGAU
Messenger RNA from Trichoderma citrinoviride, 1642 nucleotides. RefSeq lists its product as hypothetical. Gene Ontology annotation, cellular component: post-mRNA release spliceosomal complex. The transcript has 2 exons. NCBI's taxonomy places the organism in Eukaryota, Fungi, Ascomycota, Sordariomycetes, Hypocreales, Hypocreaceae. Gene Ontology annotation, biological process: mRNA splicing, via spliceosome. The coding region runs from base 7 to 1641 and encodes 544 amino acids. The record is from RefSeq and is a predicted model, not a curated record. Gene Ontology annotation, molecular function: RNA lariat debranching enzyme activator activity.